AUGGAUCGCGGCGCCAAUGGAUUUAUCCUUGGCAAUGAUGUACGUGUUGUGAAUUUAUCUGGUACAUUCAUUGAUUUGAAUGGUAUUGACAAUCACACAGUUCGAAACCUCCAGUUGGCUACUGCGGUUGUGUUCAUGCGAAGUGAUCAUGGUCCCAUCCUUGGUCGCAUCCACCAGGGUGCCGUCAUGUAUGACGGCCGUACCAUUGCUUGUCCCGGUCAGAUGGAGCACUUUGGUUGUUGUGUUCACGAGAAAGCCAAGACCGUGACUGGAGUGGACCCCUACUUUGUCACACCCAAUGGUUUCAGAGUCCCCAUGGCCAUGCGCAAUGGACUUCCGUAUGUAGACUGGCGGCCCCCCACUGAUGCUGAGAUGGAAGACGACUCCAUCCCUUUGAUAGAUUUGACUAGCCCACACCCGUGGGACCCCUCGUGCCUUGAUUCGGUCCCAUCCGAUGAUUGGUAUGACACCCAAAGUACUACCGUCCUCGACGAUGCAGAUUCCCCUUUAGACAGCCUGGGCCGACUCCAGACUAUGGAUGACGAUGCCCUGACUCCAUCUCGUCCCACCCCCAAGCAGUCCAUUGAUCGUCGCGGUAUCAUCGCCGCCAUGGCUAACCUUGUUCAAGACGAUCUGGUCCCUGCCAGUGCUGAUGAUGUCCCCGCCCUCUUAUCCCGCCAGUGCCAUCAUUAUGACUCCAGCUCCGACGAUGAUUCUGACCUUGAAGAUGACCCUAACGUUGAAGACCUCCGACAGUGCUUUGCCCGUGUCCCCGACCUUAUGUCCCCCUAUGACGACUCCUCUGGUGCUGAAGACUCAGCCUCCUCUGGUCAUGAUUCUGACUCCGACACUGAGGACUUACGCCAUUGUUUUGGAGUCCAAACCCGGGGCCAGCUUCGAUGGGGAGAAAAGGACUCGGAAGAUGCCUGA
This is a messenger RNA of Seminavis robusta, 930 nucleotides long. The record is from the annotation of a GenBank genome assembly. NCBI's taxonomy places the organism in Eukaryota, Bacillariophyta, Bacillariophyceae, Naviculales, Naviculaceae.